GAUUCCAAUUGAGUAAGAUUCUUGGCAACGUAAUUCCAUUUAGCACCACAAAAUUACACCAUCACAAGAUUCAAGUAGGUCCCUUAGACCCAGAAUCACCUUCAUCAAAACAUAAACGCCACUUUUAACAUUCAAAAUUAAUUCCAUUUCCCCCAAUUUGCAAAUGCAACUUCUAAACCCUAAUCUCGAUCUUAAUCUCCCAAUUAUGUCAUCAAUUUCUGUUAAUCAUACUCAUAAUCACAAAAUCCUCCUUAAACCCACUUCUACUUCAACCUUAUUCUCCGCCAUCUCUCCUCGAUCAUCCUGCAAAUUCAACAGAAAAGGCAGAAUUCCAAUUCUAUGCUAUUCUUUACCUUCUUCGAAUCCCAGAAAUUGCAAUGAAAGUGAUUCAUCUGUUUCAAAAUCCAAUGAAUUCAGGAUUGGCGUUGGUAAAUGGGUGUUUAAUUUAGUAGUAGGGACAGUUGCUGUUGGUUCGAUUUUCAUGGAUUUUGAUUCUCCGGCUUUAGCUGAGUCUCUCACUGUUGCAUUUCCGGUGUCUCGUUCUGUUGAGGUUAAUAGAGUACAAAGGACCUUAAUCGAGGCUUGGGGUUUGAUUAGAGAAACCUUUGUUGAUCCUACUUUCAAUCACCAAGACUGGGAUUCAAAGCUGCAACAAACAAUGGUGGAAAUGUUCCCUCUCAGGUCAGCUGAUGCAGCUUAUACCAAGAUCAGUGGGAUGGUCUCUAGUUUAGGAGAUCCUUUUACAAGAAUAAUCAGUCCUAAGGAGUACCAAAACUUCAGAAUUGGAAGUGAUGGAAACUUGCAAGGUGUUGGGUUGUUCGUCAAUGCAGAACCAACUUCAGGGCAUCUGGUAGUUGUUUCUUGUGUUGACGAUAGUCCAGCUUCACGUGCUGGUAUACACGAAGGAGAUGAGCUAGUUGAGAUUAAUGGGGAAAGGCUUGAUGGAAUGAGUAGUGAAACAGUAGCACUGAAGCUCAGAGGAAAGGCUGGAACAACUGUCAAAGUAAAAGUCCACAGGGGUAAUGAUACUCCUUUCAGUUCAAAUAUGAGAGAGGUCAACCUACCUCGGGAGUACAUUAAGUUGUCUCCGAUCUCCAGUGCUAUAAUUCCCCAUAAAACCCCUGAAGGGCAUUUGUCUAGAACAGGUUAUGUAAAACUCUCAGUGUUCUCUCAGACUGCAGCUUCUGAUAUGGAAAAAGUAAUACAUCAACUAGAAGAUCAGGAUGUUCACUCAUACAUAUUGGACUUGAGGAACAACCCAGGUGGUUUAGUUACAGCUGGUCUUGAUAUUGCUCAAUUAUGGCUUGAUGGAGAGGAAACUCUAGUUUAUACAACCGAUAAGGACAGACAUAUAUUUCCGAUUAAUAUGGUUGAUGGACAUGCUAUAACACAUGAUCCUCUUGUAAUCCUUGUGAAUGAGGGGAGUGCUAGUGCAAGCGAGAUUCUAGCUGGUGCACUGCAUGAUAAUGGCCGUGCUAUCCUUGUAGGACACAAAACUUUCGGCAAAGGAAAAAUUCAGAGUGUUACAGAGCUGCAUGAUGGAUCAGCCUUAUUUGUUACGGUGGCUAAGUAUUUGUCGCCUUUACGACAUGAGAUUGACAAGAUAGGUAUAACGCCUGAUGUUCAGUGUACCGCGGAUAUGCUGAAUGCACCCAAGUUAUCCAUGGUAAAGGAUAAAAAUGCAAGGUCUGUUUUAGAAGCUGAUUCUUGCAUUAUGGUGGCAGAACAUGUAUUAGACAUCCAACAGACACAAGGAACUGCUUCCUGAAACCCAAAUCUUAGCUAUAUAUUCAUUCAUUGUGUAAAUACCUCUAUAUAGUUUUUCUUAUACUACUCGUAUAUUCUCAUACUCCGUAUGUAAAACUAGUGUACAUACACAAACUACUACUCCGUAACUUGUAUAUUGUUAUGAAAAUACUGCCACAUGAUCGAGUCUAUUAUAUAUAUUAUUAUUAUUAUUAAUCAA
Messenger RNA from Spinacia oleracea (spinach), 1966 nucleotides. Its product is annotated as carboxyl-terminal-processing peptidase 3, chloroplastic. Lineage: Eukaryota; Viridiplantae; Streptophyta; Magnoliopsida; Caryophyllales; Amaranthaceae. The coding region runs from base 164 to 1768 and encodes 534 amino acids. The transcript has 12 exons. Gene Ontology annotation, biological process: proteolysis. The record is from RefSeq and is a predicted model, not a curated record. Gene Ontology annotation, molecular function: protein binding; endopeptidase activity; serine-type peptidase activity.